AUGGAUAAUGUUAGCAAGUAUUAUGUGGCCAAACGAGUGGAAAUUAGACACUCCAUUGAUAGCGAGUGGCCGGCACUUCUUAAACAGGCCUUAAAACAUCCACACAUUCACACAUUUCCAGAUCCAAUCCACCAUAGUACAACUGGCAGCAAUAUUUUAGCGUUGGAAUGUGGUUCUGAUCACCAGAUAGCCCAUUUAGAUAAUCUUAGUGCCAAUUACUUGGUUGCUGACGGAUGUUCUCAAUACCCUAACAACAUCGCUGCUGAAAGGACAGAAUUCGUCGGCAAAGAUAUGGAUUCGAGUCAUGCCCUGGAAUUACCUGACUCUAUGCCAACACCUACAGCAUUCAAUGAACAAAUGAUGGAAAUUUUAGUGGUUAGUGCGAGAAAGGCAAUGACCAGUUAUGUAACCAGCAGUUAUACGUUAGGAUCCAGUAAGAAGAAUCUGAGUGCUAGCAGCGAUUACGAAGGGCUUACGGCUUUAAAGGAUGCUUUAAACCAGUUAAUUUACUCAAGAGGCACCGAACUGGAAGUUAUAUUGAUUACCAGUGAUUUUUCAGGGUUGUUAAAGUCAAAUGAGGCAAUUGUCACAAAAUGUACUAAUAAUUUUCGCACAGAGCUGAACAAAAUGGAUAUAAAGAUAACGACAUUUUACGAUUUGGCGGAGAAGGAGUACAAGCGCACAGAUUUGUACCGACUCCAAAGAGAUUACUCUUACUUGGACAGCAAAAAAACAUUGUUAAACACGCUAGAUUUACCGAAUUCCCCCAUGUACACUAUCAAUACAUUGUAUUUUAAGGGUUCUAAUGCUACAAAUUUUUACAGCAUAAUUUUGAAUCGAGUGAAACUAUCAUUGGAGAAUGACACGGUCAACUCAUCAUAUUUUCGGGUCAAUUAUUUGAUCACAAAUUUUCCCCUUCUCUACGGAAAAUUGUGCAAUAACAAAAUAAGUUUCGACAACAGUAUUUAUUUUGACGGCAAAUUAUCCACAAAUUUUAAAAGGACAAUUGUACAAGGCCAUUUAACGCCUGGAAAACUGCAAUUUUUAUGUUCAAUACUGAUGGAAUUAGAAAAUAUGAAAGCAUUCAAAAUGCACGAAAUCCUAGUGUCUUAUGACGCCGGUUUAUUGAAUGAUAUGCACGAAAAGACGUUGCACAUUGAAAGUAAUCGCAUUUUCAAAAGUUACGCCAAGCACCAGUCAAAACUAGCCAAAAAUUACCCCUGGUUGUACAAAUACUUAAGGGAUUUGGUCCCCCAAACCAGAUUUACCCUAAAUAAUAUAGAUACUCCCACGUUAAGCGUUGGAAAUGAAUUAAUACCCUUGUCUAACGGACCGGAAAUUGAAGUCUGUCACUUUUAUACCCAUCCCAAGCUUGAACCACUGGUAAAUCAACUGGUCCAUAGGGCUGAAACCAAUACUUUUAAGAUCAAAAUAAUUUCACAAAAUACAUGCGACUACACACACACAAAUUUACAUAUUUGCAAUAUGGCAACGAUGAAUUUAUACAAUAAAUGGGCAUUGGAUGAGCCAUUGAUUGAUUUACCCAAAUUAAGCGCAAAUGAAUAUAUUUCCAAACUGUGGCUAUUGCACAUUUUGAAUCACAAAAGACAAUUAAGGAAGCUUCUCUUCCAACAACAUCCCCUUAGACAAGUGGCCACCUUUACAUAUUUAGUAAAAAACAUCAGGAUAAAUCAGCUAUACAGAUUUUGCGUGGAAUAUGAUAAGCUGGACAUCAAUACCACAUGUACCUAUUCCCACGUCGAUUGGUCUCAGGUUAAUUUCAACAACACUGACGAUUUUUAUCAUUUAGUUACCCAGCAGUAUACCAAAGUAAGCAUGGAGUCUGCGGACAAUAUUACCACAAUUGUUAUAAUAUGUGUGGGAGGUUCGGAAGAUACCAUAGAAGAGUGGGAAAAUUUCAACAUUACAAAAAUGGUGUUCGAUUUUGACAGUGUAAUGAUAAAUCCACACCAGUGGGAUAUCGGUAAACAAUUAAACAAUCCACUUAGUAUAGACCACAUAUUUACUAAACUGGAGCAACUGGACGAACUCAAUAUUUCUAGUUUCAGACAUUUGCUCAACCUUAGUCAUAGUAGGUGUUAUGAUAUAAUACAUAGCACUCAACUUGACGUUAACAACCUAUCUGGAGACAUUGGUAAGAGUGAUAACGUUUUGUUUGAAAAUAUGAAAAAUUCGAGAAUAGUACCACUAUGCCUGUCAAACAACAUGCUGAGCGAUGCUGAAAGAAUUAAAGACUUAUUAGUUGCCAAGGGCCUUACUGUGGCUGAACCUGUUAACAUGGGUUGGAUUUACGACUGUUAUCACUAUGGGCUAGUAGAUUAUGGCAAUUCUUUGGAGUUGCAUAGGGGAAUAGUUGAUCAUAAGUUUUCAUUUUGGGGCUGGACAUUUUUUGUAAUUAACGAUGCCCUCAGCAAAUUGCCUAGAAUCGAGAUGAGGAAAUCUUGGGGAAUAGAUUUGGUGACAGUGGGACCUGCUGAAAAUUUAUCGCAAGUAAUAUCCAAACAUUUUACAGAGCGUAUAACACAGUUUGAACUAAGUGAAAGCCACCUUCAGUAUUUGGGUAGCGAUAUUAUUUACACAAGAUAUUUAAUUGUCAAGGGCGAUGCUAAUGAUGAUAGGAUCGGCCAUGAUGUAAACUAUUUUACCGUAAAAAUUUCGGAAAAACAACUAGUAACUCUUGGCUACUCGAGUUGUUUUGGGAUAAAAAUAUGCGUAGAAAGGGAGACAGAAUCACUAUUGGAUUAUAUGGGUGAAAUAUGA
Messenger RNA from Babesia microti strain RI, 2781 nucleotides. RefSeq names its product translation initiation factor EIF-2B subunit related. NCBI's taxonomy places the organism in Eukaryota, Apicomplexa, Aconoidasida, Piroplasmida, Babesiidae. The record is from RefSeq and is a predicted model, not a curated record. The coding region runs from base 1 to 2781 and encodes 926 amino acids. The transcript is spliced from 4 exons.